Molecule: messenger RNA, 1677 nt
Organism: Amphibalanus amphitrite
Lineage: Eukaryota; Metazoa; Arthropoda; Thecostraca; Balanomorpha; Balanidae
Product: glutamate receptor 2-like
Exons: 1
Coding region: 1-1677 (558 amino acids)
Cellular component (GO): membrane
Molecular function (GO): glutamate-gated receptor activity
Source: RefSeq, a predicted model, not a curated record
AUGGAGGAGCCUACUAGCUCUCUGGUCUCGGUUGGCCGAGGCUGGCCGCGUGAUCUCUUGGAGCGAGAGGUCCGCGUCGCAACGCUGCACGAUCCGCCGCACUUGUUUGUCGAGCGGCGCGCCGACGGCUCCUUCAGUCACGGCGGUUUUCUGUUCGAGCUGUGGACGAUCCUGGCGGCGCGGCUCGGCCUGCGGUACCGUUUCGUUCCGAUGGUGAACGGCUCCUUCGGCUCGCUCACCACCAACGGCACCUGGGCGGGCCUGGUGGGCGAGCUGGCCUACGGGCGCGCCGACCUGGCGCUCACCUGGCUGUUCCGCAGCGGCGACCGCUUGGAGGUGAUCGACUUUGUCAGCAGCGCGCCCAUCGACUCGUUCCAGACGGGUCUGUUCGUGCGCCGCGGCGCGCCGGGCGCGGCCGGGCUGUCGCUCAGCGCGCUGACGCGGCCGCUGGGCGCCGACGUCUGGUGGACGCUGCUGGCCGCGAUCGUGGCGCUGUCGGCGGCGCUGCGGCUGACGCUGGUGGUCUCCAGCCGGUCGGCCGAGCAGCGUCGGACGGUCUCAGAGCUCGGCUGGGGCUCCUGUCUGCUGGCCAGCUACAUGGCGAUGGUGGGCCAGGGCUGGGCGCGCACGCCCCGCUCGCUGGCCGGCCGCGCCAUCACCGUCUGCUGCUGGACGCUGGGCCUGCUGGUCUACAGCAGCUACACGGCCACGCUGGUCUCCCACCUGGCCAGCCCGACCAGCCGAGCGCCCAUCAGCAGUCUGAGCGAGUUCUUCGCACAGCCCGGCUGGAGGCUGGCUACCCGGCCCGGCACCAGCGCGGAAAACCAUUGGAAAACCAGCAGCAGCCACAAUGAACGACAACUCUACCAUCUCAUACAUGAUGGUGAAUAUAUACGGAUAAAGGAUGAAGGAAAUGAAAAGAGUUAUUUGUUACAGCCUAAAGUAAUGAUUUCUUGCGACCAGAAGUCUUUGCAUCGUAUGUUUGGUCAGCACGCUUGCGAGUUCCAGAUGCUGUCGCCAGACACAAUGCUCAAUAAAGGAAGUGGUUAUCUACCGAUCGCGAAAGGACAAAUUGACCUGAAGGAGGGCAUAGAGGCUGAGCUACAAAAGAUGAACGAGGCAGGAAUACUGGGACGGCUGCGGAACAAAUGGGUGGAGAUCGACACCAAGGUGUGCGUGCCGUCUCAGCAGUACCGGCCGCUGAGUUUCGCCAACACGCUGGCGGUGUUGGCCAUCGUUCCGCUGGCGGUGCUGGUCAGCAGCUGUCUGCUGGCCGUCGAGACGGUCGUCGGACGAGCGCAGCUGUGGAGCCGGUGGCGGCUGCCCCUGCUGUGGAGAGUCUCCGCUUGCACCGCUCCCAGCCGUCAGCUCAGCGCCGCGGAGGGAGCGCCGGUCACGGGCGAGCUGCUGGGCCAGCGCUCAGAGCUGACAGACCAGCGCUCAGAGCUGCUGGACCAGCACUCGGAGCUGCUGCCGUACCAGCACUCGGAGCUGCCCGACCAGCGCUCGGAGCUGCCGGACCAGCUGCCCAAACAGCACUCGGAGCUGCCGGACCAGCGCUCGGAGCUGCGCCGGAGGCGGCGCUGGCUCAGCGAGCUGCGCGCACAGCUGGCUGAAAUGAGCGGCGGCGAGAGACAGCGACUGCGCGCCGCCAUCGAUGCCACCUUCGACGACUGA